Torulaspora globosa is the source of this 1467-nucleotide messenger RNA. It is a transcript of the gene RPN4, whose product is annotated as stress-regulated transcription factor RPN4. Bases 1 to 1467 code for a protein of 488 amino acids. The record is from RefSeq and is a predicted model, not a curated record. The transcript has a single exon. Lineage: Eukaryota; Fungi; Ascomycota; Saccharomycetes; Saccharomycetales; Saccharomycetaceae.
AUGACAUCAACGGAGUUGGCGUUGAAUAGAACGUUGACGGACAUUUUGGAGGAUGAGCUUUACAAUAUCCGCGAGGAGCAUCACAUUGGACACUCUAAGAGCAAAAAUGUGUUGGAAUUGUCUCUGCCGCUGCCAUUCGACGAGUAUAUGACGGGCAACGACGAGAACAUCGUGUCGUCAGAGUACAACUGGGCUCGUCCUUCGAUUUCUCCUGGGUCAUCAGAGGUGACGGAUUCGAACUCUCAGCGACACCAUCAACAUGCACAUAUUCCAGAUCGCAGUAUCUUCAACAAGUAUGCGGAUCCCUCGCUCACUACUACGUCUCGCCGGAGGAGCGUCACGGAGAGCGACUUGAAGUCCAAUGGCAGGGGUUCCUUAAGCAAUAGUGGCACACCUAUUCAGAAGACCGUGAAUCUGAACAGUGUGAUGAAAGUUGCUAAUCCUUUUCAUUUGGCAAGAGAGCAGUUGCCGUUCGACGUCAAGGUGACGGGCGAUGUCUUGGAUGGUAGCGACUCAGCCUACUCGACGCAACCCUACGAUGACAAUGCAAACCAUGAUGCGUCGUACGAUCCAAAGACGUACUGGCCUUUACAGGAUAAUAACGUCGCCUUGAGCAACGAGGAUGCAAAGAUGAUCUUUGACCACGAAUUUGCUGCAGAAGAUGACGAUGAUUUGAGUGAAGAUGAAGAGGACGAAAGAGAGUACACAAGAGAUUACAAGAAAAUACCGCUGGGCUAUGCUGGUGAACUGGCAAGCAAUAAGCUUGAUAUGGAAGAUAAAGUGUUCAGCUCUUGUAAUUUUGUGGAUUCCAACAUGGCCGGUACGAGUCUGAACGAGGACGAAAGCGUCCUGGACAUUACUUCGGAUUUUGAUAAUAUGAUUGAUGAAGACGACCUGUAUGAGCCGUCAUCUCGAAAUGGUAGAAAGGAAAGCGUGGUCUCCGAUGCUACUUCUCGUGAUGGAAGCAAUGAGGGAAAGCUUCAAAGCAUAUCACCGGCAUUUACGAUGGUCAAGAGUCAGUCAGGGAAGGCGGGCGCGAGACAAAAAUCGUCGCCCAAUCUUGUUAACUCUAGCCCGUCUGUCUCGUCAAGAAGAGGCGGGCUAACCAACAAGAAAAAUACCCAUUCUCCCUAUCCGCAAGAUCAUACCGUCAGUGAGACCUCGAAUGGUACUGAGAUUUUCACCUGCAUGAUCAUCAACUCUAUCACGAAGCAACCUUGUUCGGCGCAAUUUUCAAGAUCUUACGAUUUGACUAGACAUCAAAACACCAUACAUGCUAAGAAGAAAGCUGUAUUUCGCUGUUUUGAGUGCAUCAGUUUACUGGGCCAAGAGGGUUAUCAGAAGACAUUUUCACGACUCGACGCUCUUACGAGGCAUAUCAAAUCCAAGCAUGAGGAUUUGUCCUUGGAGCGACGUCAAGAGGUAACCAGGUAUGCUAGGGAAAACAUUGGUUAUGUUGUGGGAUAA